Molecule: messenger RNA, 10637 nt
Organism: Micropterus salmoides (largemouth bass)
Lineage: Eukaryota; Metazoa; Chordata; Actinopteri; Centrarchiformes; Centrarchidae
Product: protein TANC2-like
Exons: 27
Coding region: 762-6740 (1992 amino acids)
Biological process (GO): regulation of dendritic spine morphogenesis
Cellular component (GO): dendritic spine
Molecular function (GO): protein binding
Source: RefSeq, a predicted model, not a curated record
ACGAGGGAGGUCGUCUUUCAGUCCAGAUAUGAAGGCUCUGCUGUUGCAAGAGAAACUCUUCUAACACUUGGAAACUUUACUUAUUGUCCGUCUGACAAAAGAGGAAAUCAUCUGGGAGAUUUACUCGUUCCACCUCGUGCUUUAGUUGUUGUUUUUGCUUUGCGUGGUUUUGGCUCUGCUUGUGAAUGAAAAGCAUUUCGUUUUGGGGCUAUAAAGGACAAUAACUAGUGGAUUACAUCGUCCAGCGCUGCUGUGAGUUGCGGUCAACUUUCAAAGUGGAUUUUGGUUUCAUCUUUGAAAGUAACAACACCGUACCUUUACUGAACACAUGAGGAGUUUGCCCACAGGAUUUGCAUGUUUGACUAUCCUGCUUAUUAGCUGUAGUCAUUCUGCUUGAGGAGUUGGAGUACCUCUAGUGUUUUCUUAGAGAGCCUCUUCCUCCUUAUCUCUUCAUUUCUGCCUUCUUUAUCUUUCUCUCCCUCUCUCCUUUGUGUACUCUGGAGAAGGAGGAGCUCAGGACCAAAAAGAAGAGGACUGGAUAGUGAUGUCACCCUGUGCGUUCACAUUUUCGCCAAGAAUGCUUAAUGGAAAGGACAAACAGAAAUUCAGCAAACAACGCUAACAGCUGAGUUAAAGAACCCUGCUCUCAUUCAUCAAGGUAACUGUGGUUUUCUGGGGCAAUAGCAGCUCUUUGAUUUGUUAGCCCCUCCCUCUGCAUGGAACCACUCUGAACCAAUCAAACACCCCACUGCCAGCUAGCUAUGGACUGCACGGCAGCUAUUUUGAAAGCAUGCGCCCGCUCCAGAACCAAGUGGUGUCGGCACGAGCGGUCCUCCGUCCGUCGCCCAUGGAGACCGGCGGACUGCUGCAGUUGUGGCAGAGAUGUCGUGGCGGCGGAGGUCGUCAGCCGCGCCUCCUCCCUCCUGCGGCGCUUGCUGUUUUACGCAUGCUGUUGUCUGUCACGCGAGGAGAGCUCUGAGCUGUGUCGGGAAUGGAUAGAUCGUCCCGGAGGAGGACCAGGAAGAAGUGAAGAAGAAGGUGAGGAUGAGGAGUUAGGACCGCCCCCCACUGUAGACGAGGCGGCUGAUGCUCUGAUGACCAGGCUGGGCUUCCUGUUGGGGGAAAAGACAGUCAGUGGAGAGCCGGGGUCCCCUUACCAUGGCCAGGAUGAUGGACAGAGGAUCUCUCCUUCCUCCAGUCUGGCCAGUAGCAGCACCUCCCCCUGCUCUACACUGCAGCCUCCUGCAGGAGAGGAGGGCAACAAGCAUGCCUCCACUAACCACGCCUCCGUCACCUCCCCCACCUCAACACUGGAGAGCAGAGACAGUGGCAUCAUAGCUACGUUGACCAGCUAUUCUGCUGAAUCAGCAGCAGAGAGAGACGGCAGCGCUAAGUACCCCGGUGAUGGUUACCAUGGCAGCAGCCCAAACCUCUGGCAGCAGGGGGGGCGGCCCGUGGUGGCUUCCACUUCCUCCUCGUGUAUGGUAGCAGCAGGAAGAGUGAAUGACGACUUCCUGUACAGGGCGGAGGACAACAUGGCCGCCUCCACCUACAGCCUCAACAAACUCCACCCAGACCGUGGCUCUGGCCCCGCCCGCUCAUCAGGCUCCACCCACUCCAUCCCUCUCUACCUCAUGCCCCGCCCUAAUUCAGUCGCUGCUACUAGUUCUGCCCACCUUGAAGAUCUAGCAUAUCUGGAUGAGCAGCAGAGACACACCCCUUCAAGGGCGUCCCUCAGAAUGCCCAGACAGAAUUCUGCGAGUCGUAGUCAACAGGACCACAGAGUUUGUUUCACUCCCACUAUCAACCUGAAGCCCCUCCCCUUUGAGGUUGCCGGCCUCGUGUCUGAUUGGCUGUUCAUCGGCAGGGAGUGGCUCUUCCAGGAAGUGGACGCUUGUCUUCGUAGUGCCGACCCAACAACCAGUCAGGGUGUGGUAAUCAUUGGCAAUAUGGGCUUUGGUAAAACGGCCAUCAUCGCCCGCCUGGUGGCGCUCAGUUGUCAUGGAAACCGCAUGUGGCCAAGCACUGCCGACGACCAGUCCAUGCCUAAACAUGUAGAGGCUGUUUCAUUCUCCCAUGAUUCCUUGGGAAGAGGAGGAGGAGGAGGAGAUGAAGGAGGAGGAGGAAGCUGUCCAGGGACUCCAGAGAUGAGGAGGAGACAGGAGGAGGCGCUGAGGAGGCUUGCAGGACAAGUAGUCUCUUAUCAUUUCUGUCAAGCUGAUAACUGUCAGACCUGCCUGGUUCCGGAGUUCGUCCACAACAUGGCGGCGAUGCUAAGUGACGCCCCUCAGCUGUCGGCCUAUCGGGAGCUGCUGCACCGAUCGCCACAGCUGCAAAGUACGCUUAGCCUGCGCUCCUGCAUACAGGAUCCAAGCACUGCCCUCCAGAGAGGAAUACUAGAACCACUGGACGCUCUCUACAGAGAGAGGAAGUUGCACGUUGAGGGGGCGGGGCUUAUUAUGCUGAUUGAUGGGCUGAACGAGGCAGAGUUUCACCGGCCGGACUACGGUGACACACUGACUUCCUUCCUGUCCCGAAACAUCCAGAAAUUUCCUUCCUGGUUGAAGGUCAUUACCACUGUCAGGACCAAUCAGCAGGACAUCACUGGUUCUCUACCUUUUCACCGUAUCUCUCUGGACAGGAUGGAAGAGAACAGUGCCAUAGACCAGGACCUGCAGGGUUACCUGAUGCAGCGAAUCCACAGCAGUGCUGAGAUCCAGAGCAACGUGUCACUGAGCAAUGGUCGCCUUGACAACACGGCACUGGCCAAGCUGAUAGGCCACCUGAAGAGCCUGAGCAAGGGCUCGUACCUCUACCUGAAACUGACCCUGGACCUGAUAGAGGGAGGAUACCUUGUCCUAAAGAGCUCCAGCUUCAAGGUGGUUCCUGUGAGUCUAGCAGAGGUCUACCUGCUGCAGCUCAACAUGCGGUUUCCCACCCAGUCGUCCUUUCAGAGAGUUCUGCCGCUGCUCAACGUUACUGUGGCGUCACUGCAACCACUGACCGACCAGCAGCUGUUUGAGGUGGUGAAUGCGGGCGCUCUGACUGGAGGAACACUGCACUGGGCGGAGUUUGCACACCGUCUGGAGCAGCUCUCCUCUUUCCUGCUGCGGCGAAGUGACGGCAGCAGGAUGCUAAACCACGCCUCCUUCAGGGAGUGGCUGAUGUGGAGAGAGGAGGGUCAGGACAACAGGUUCCUCUGCGACCCCAGGAGCGGUCACACUCUCCUGGCCUUCUGGCUCUGCAGACAGGAAGGAAAGUUGAACCGACAGCAGAUGCUGGAGCUGGGACAUCACAUCCUGAAGGCUCACAUCUACAAAGGUCUGAGUAAGAAGCUUGGGGUUUCCUCCUCAGUUCUGCAGGGGCUGUGGCUGUCCUACAGCACAGAGAGCCUGAGCCCUGCUCUGUCAUCACUGCGCAAUCUCUACACCCCCAACAUCAAGGUGAGCAGGUUGCUGAUUAUCGGUGGGGCUGAUGUGGAUUUCCGUAGUGAUGUCCUCAACAACGCCCCCCUGCUGUGUGUCCACGCUCACCUUGGCCACAGUGAUGCUGUGGCACUGUUGCUUGACCACGGAGCUCAGGUGGAUGCUCAGUCAAAUGAUGGUUUAACUGCACUGGGAUUCGCUGCUGCAGCUGGACAUCUGGACGUAGUCACUAUGUUGAGUCACCACAGAGCUAAGGUGGGUCACGUGGACAGCUCAGGGCGGUGUGUUUUGGUACACGCGGCUCAGCGGGGCCACCUGGAGGUGCUGCGCUUCCUGCUGAAGCAUGUGGACUGGAGCUGCACUUCCUGCUGCGGCCAGAGGGCGGCGAGCAGGUGCCAGGCGGUGCAGCAGGCUCUGGUUUCUGCAGCCAGCAUGGGCCACACAGAGAUAGUAUCAUACCUCCUGGAUCUUCCAGAGGAAGAUGAGGAAGAGGAGGAGAGACCUGAGAUCAACGCACCUGACAGUCUGUGGGGAGAGACAGCUCUGACCGCAGCAGCAGGAAGUGGCCGGCUGUCUGUUUGCAGGCUGUUGUUGGAUCAGGGUGCGGCUGUUGAGCAAGGCAACAGGCGGGGCGUGGCUCCGCUCUUCAGUGCUGUGAGACGUGGCCACUGCCAGGUGGUGGAGUUGUUAUUGAAUCACGGGGUGGAGGUGAACAUGGUCGACCACCAGGGUCGAACAGCUCUGAUGACGGCAGCCUCAGAGGGACAUAUGACCACUGCCCAGCUGCUACUGGAUCAUGGAGCCUCUCUCGACCAGACCGACAAGGAAGGGUUAACGGCGCUGAGCUGGGCGUGUCUGAAAGGCAAGCUCCCAUUGGUCAGGGAGCUGGUGGAGAGAGGCGCAGCCACAUCUCAUGCUGACCGCAGUGGACGGACACCUUUGGAUCUGGCUGCCUUUUGCGGUGACCCAGAAGUGGUGCAGCACCUCGUGGAUCACGGUGCGUCGGUGGAGCAUGUGGAUUGCAGCGGGAUGCGUCCUCUGGACCGAGCGGUCGGCUGCAGAAACACCUCAGCUGUCAUCGCUCUGCUCAGAAAGGGGGCCAAAAUAGGACCAGCGACCUGGGCCAUGGCGACCUCUAAACCAGACAUCUUAAUGGUCCUGCUUAGUAAAUUGAUCCAAGAGGGAGACAGAUUGUACAAGCAAGGUAAAGUGAGGGAAGCUGCUCACUCCUAUCAGUCAGCUCUCCAGAAGUUUCCAGGGGACGAGCUUAAGACGUUCAGACAGCUGAGAGUGUGUGUGCUGCUCAACCUGUCACGCUGCCGCCGCAAGAUGAACGAUUUUAGCCUCGCUGAGGAGUUUGCCACCAAGGCGCUAGAGCUCAAAGCUAAAUCCUACGAAGCCUUUUAUGCCCGGGCCCGUGCCAAGCGCAGCCGCAGACAGUUCCGUGCAGCCCUGGAGGACCUGAUUGAGGCCAGCCGCCUGUGCCCAUCCAACCGGGAGAUCCAGCGCCUGCUGUCCCGGGUCAAGGAAGAGUGCCGGCAGGCUGCGCAACAACAAGACUCUCCCCCUCCUUCAGCACAUCAUGUUUAUCAACCGAAUAUGCCCAUGUCCAUCAACGAGGCCAGGUGCAGAGAUUCAGGUUGUUUGCAGGUGCAGGACAGGGAGCGGCUUACCGAGGAAGAGGAGGAAGAGGAGGAAGAGGAGGAGGAAGAACAAGAGGGAAGCCAGAGGGAAGGAGAUGCUCCUCCUCACUCCUCUCACCACCCACCUGUAGGCCAAAGUCUUGACACCCACUGCCGCCCUGGAGUGCCAUCACCCUCCUCCCUCUCCCCCACUCACCUGUAUCAUCACCUCCCCAGCCCCACUCACACCCCCUCUUCUUCUUCUUCCUGUCACCCUGCGCCUCCCCCCCCGUCUUCCUCCUAUCACCACUUCAGCCCUCCUCUCUCCCCAAUGCAGCAUCAGCAGCGUGCCAGCCCAAUGUCGGAAAGUAUGCCUGCAUUGUCAGGAAAUGGAGGUCUGCACCACCAUCCGCAGUCCAUCUCAGCCCUCCACUACUCAGACCAGAACCAGGGAGUGCAGCAGCAACACCACCUGUCCAAUCAGAGAUCCUUUCCUAAGCAGAACCCUGUUCAAGGCCAGUGGCUCCAACCAGCCAAAGUCCAGGUUGUGAGAUCCAGUCAGCCCAGUUCCUUGGCUCACACCAGCAUGGUUUCUGCCUACUCCCAGUUUGGCCAACUGCCACAAGAACUGGCCGAACUGGGGGAAGGCAUUUGCCCGGGCCCCCUAGAAAUCAGGCCUAACCUGCCAGUUUCAUAUCCACUAGAUGAUGUGGAUGUCGACUUUGCUUGCCAGGCAAGAUCUGCAUCUGCCUAUGGGAGAGAAGGAGUAGGGGAUAGGGCGGGGCUAAAUCGGUUUGGGCAGGCCCGUCAGUUCAGCCGCAACCAAUCCAAAGCAGCCCACUACCCCAUGGAAGUUACUGAGGCAACAAUGGUGCCUCCUGAUAACCUUCCAUCAUCACACGAUUAUCAAUACCAUCACCAGGGGGGGCUACGACGGCCGCUCAGUGCCCACCCAACCUCUUCCCCCACUAAUCCUCCCAGGCCUCUUGUCCACUCCCAGGGUAUCAGUGUCCGUUUCUCCGCCAGCAGCUGCAGCCUCGCUGGUGGGCAGCCUGCUAACCAUGGCCCAGGCUUCAGGUCUUCAGCCUCCGCCCAGCACAUGGAUUUACCUUCAGAUGUGGGAGGGGUUACUGGUUACCAUGAUGACCUCUUUCUGAUCUCCUCUCCCCAGUCAGAAAUAUGCAUGGAAGGAGGCGGUACUUAUCCUGGAGAGGCGGGCCGAUCAUCAAGGAACACUCCUUUUAUGGGCGUUAGUGACCGGACCGCGAGAGUGCACCAGCAGUAUCAACAAGCUCCAUCCAGUUCAGCAUCCUGUCUCAGCCCCAGUCGCUCCUGGGCUGUGUCUUCAGUGGACACGGUCGUCACCUCACCUAGCAAAACCCCUGUCAAUCAAGGAGGCUUCAGUCAAGCCCAACCAUCCUCCAUCGCCUACCACAACCGCAGCAACAACAAUGCCCGCAACGGUCACCUCCUCCAUGACAACCAGCUCGACUACUACGAGGUGCAGCCGGGCAGCGGUCCUCAGGGUGAAGGCUCGGUGCGGGUCGCCAGUCAGAAUCCCUCCUACCUGGAUGUGAAGCUGGCUCGAACACUGCCAGUGAUCCACAGCUACUCAGACAGACCAAGUGACAGAAAGACAGGCCCUACCUCUCCUGUCAAACCAAAAAGACCCUUUGUAGAGUCCAAUGUAUAGAGAAACAAUUAAAUCUUAAGUCAAGAGACAAGGGAGGAGGGUUAGUGAAGAAUGGUUCAAAAGAAGCACUCAUAUAUUCCAAGAUUCACUGGGACUAUGGAAUUAUUAAGGCCGGGCUAUGCUUGAAACAAACUAGUUUCCGCAAUAACUGUUCAAAUCGUGGCGUGACGUGGACAGGCUUGCUGAGUUGUUGGUUUGUGAAAAAUAAGUACUUUGUUUGAAGUAUACCGACUCCUUUAUUGUUCAGAAGAGACAACGCACAAUGAGGAAGAGGAAGAUGUGGAAGCAAACACUCUAAAAAUCCUGCUUUUGCCUCUUGUUCAUCCCUGGCUUACAGUACAUUUAAAACAGGUCUCUGAAUGAACUCCGCAACUCUAGACAGUGACAUUCAGUCAGACAAAAAAAGACACAGAAGCACCACUAUCACCUUUGUCUGCUGCCGACGCCUUUAAAAAAGAUUUUCAAGCGCUUAAAUGAAAUUAUGUGAACGACUGGAAACCUGGAUACAGUCUCUGCAGGACCCAGGCUCUUAAACGAGUGCCAGUCAGAUGCCGGUCAGUGAACCAGCCCCAAGCCAUAGUUUGAGAAACUAGGACGACGCUGUCAUUGAAUCAGCACUGACUUGCUGUAUAUAAAACAAAUGAGUGAUAUUUAUCUUUUUUAAGUUAUAUCCGUAUUAAACUGGACAAACAUUGUCUCUCUUAAAAAUGUAUAUUGCUUUUUAUUUGGAUUUGCCUUUAUAUGUUUGUUUUGACUGAAAUGUAAACCUUUUCAAAGAGACUAAGUAAAGUUGAAGUCCUGCUUCGCUCAGUUAUGGGUCCACAACAUCCCUUCCUGAUCUGCAAUGAUCAUCCUGUAAAAAUGCCUUUUUAAGGUUUUUGAUUUUUUUUUUUUUGUUGCUUCAGGUAGAGCUGUUUUUGUUGAAGGUCUUUUGUAUUCUGUAGUCCUAAAGGCCCUGAUUCAUGUAAACCACAAGAAUCCCAACUGACACGCUAGGGCCCUUUACACCUGUUGCCAUGGAAACAUUUACAUUACAAACAUUUACAGUUUACAUUAUAAUUCAAGAAAAGCCAACUGUGCGUUCGCUGCACCCUCCCCCCAACACAGUGACUGUUCAAUCAUAGCUUAGCAACGGUAACUAGGCAUGGCCUGUCAAGCUCUGUAUUUCUCUGUCACAUUGAAGCGGUGUGCACCUAUACGUGACAUAAAGAGGGUGGCAUAUCUUUUUCCCCCUAGCUUUUCCAAAACCAAAAACACAAGAGCAAGUGUAAGGAAUGCAUUUCAGCUGCGAUCAUUAGCGUGUCUGGCUAACUAGCCAUAGUAUUAUAGUAUUAAUUGAGCGUUACUGCCUAUGCCAAUACUAAAUUACUUUGGUUGCAGGUUACGCAUCACAAUUAAUAGCAUAGCAUAUCUAUGUAGUAUGUAUAUAUGUAGUUCUGCUCUGCUCCUGUAUUUCAUGCAGUUUAUGCUCCAGCAACCCCAGCCAAAUGAAUUAAUUUGCUGCUUUUCAACCAACUCACAGAGCUAACGUUAGCUUGUGUAACCCUUCCACCAUCGGCUCCUGAAAUGAACUCCAUAAAGAAUGAAACCCCUUUAAACUCUUUAUACUUUAAACGCUGUAAAAUUGUGAAAGAGACAUCUCAUUGUACAAUAAACCCGUCUAGAGACGCAAUGAUUCUGACUCUCUCCAAUGACCAAUGAGAGGCUAAAUAAAUAAUCUUGGUUUCAGUAACACAAUAAAUACAGUACUGUGUGAAUUAACACACACAAGUGUGGAAAUGGAAAUAAAAUAAAGGUGACAAACAAAACAAUUAAUUUAGUCUUUAGUCUGUGUUAACCUGAGUGCGCUUUUGUUGUAAGCAGGCUUGCGUUAAGGUUUGUCGGCGCACUCAAUGUUGUAGCUCAUUAAGAACAGAACAGCAGUAACGCCAUGUUUAGAGUGAAAACAGCUGCUACCACAUAUGUAGAAAUCACUUUUGCCAGACCUGUCUCAGUCUGCAGCAGCACAGAACUCAUAAGCAGACGAAAGCAAACCCUCAACGAUAGCAGACACAGCGCCAGGCAAAAGACUUGAGACGAGCGCUGAAACUCCUCUGGACCGUAGGCGGCGAAACAGCCCACUUUUCUUCAACGACGGCAGCAGUGGAGCUACCCUUGCUGGCUCGCUUCACAGUCCAAAAACACUUUAUCAGUCGACCGUCCCAAAGCUCUACAUUCAGUGUUCAACACAAAAACAAAAUAAUGUAAUAAUUAUUUGAAUGGAGCUCUUCUGGUCUAUGCAUCGAACACAGGACUUGCUGGACUGCUCGACAUCUGACUUCAUCCAUGACCAGUAGAAUUGAUCUUUUAUUAGGCCCUAUGUUUUGUCAAGGCCUAAAUGACCCGAGUCAUCACGCAGUGUUUCCAUUAUUAUCUUCCAGUACUUUUCUGGCAAGACCCAGCUCCAGACUGUAGUGUUCACAUUAGACGACUGGGGGUUUAUUCUGUUAGGGAGCUGGGGCCGUCUAGAGGUACAGGAGCCCAGGGACAAGCACGUUCUUCAGUCUCUGGUUCUCCUCUGACAUCUCCACGGGUCAGGACCGACACACCUGACUCCACCCGCUGCCACUGCUGUGUGUUCGCUGUCCGGACUCUCCAUCUGGAGACACAAAGACACUAACUGGACUUCAGUGUCGGAGAGAACCAGAAAAUGAUAAUGUUCCAGUACUUUGACCGCCAGCUGCCGUGAACAACUCGAGAGUACAUCUAUUAAUCGCAAAAACAUUAAACAGAGCAACAAAUAAAUAAUGAAGUGGCAAAUCUUAUUAUAGAUGCACAAAACACUUCUAAGGUACAUUAACACCGACUGAAUAGAAGUUAUGCAUCUUAACAAUAAAUGAGCUAAGAAAAUUUACAAAUAACCAAUAUAAAUCAGCUGAUUACUCUUGUUUAGCUAGCUACAGCUGAUAAACUGUGACAGAGAAAGUUCUCAUUUCAGAUGGCAAAAGCAACGGUUGAAAUAAGAACUGCUUUGGCUUACCUCGGUCUAAAAUGAAGGCCCGAUUGUUCCAAAAAGGACUGAAAGCUUGUGGUAAAUCUGAUCCUCAUGAUUGUAAACAGAAUAUUUGCUGUCUGAGAAUGGAAAGCUUGACAGGCGUAGCGACAGUAACAAGGGGAGGGGGCUAGUUGUCCAGAGAGGGUGUGUCUAACGGACAAUAUUCAAUAAGUUGGACUAAGCGUUAAUUUUUAAAAAUGUGUUUUAUUCACACGAAUGCCUGUUCUUUUGUAAAUUUCUUUAUAUGUUUCUAUUGAAUCAGCAGCUUGGUUUCAGAGUUGCUGACGCUGAUUGAACCUCUGACCUCUCUGGCGCGGUACAGUCUCUGUGACCACUGCCCUUAUUUCUUACUGCUCAGGAGUCUCCAGCCGUGAGAAGAUGCGGUAACUUAAAUCACUCUGGUUCACAAGCCGUUUUCACCUGUCACUGCCGGUCAUGGUAUGUAAUUCUGGCCAGUUUGAAUGAUGAACUACAUUAUUAGCAAGUUGAUUGGAUGUUCAAGACUAGUUUAAAGAGAAAAGGCGUAGCCAGAUGACAAAAUUGUCCGUCAAUAAAAUAAUGUGCCGUGCUGUACAUGUAUAAUGUAGCCUCCAACCUGCAUAGGGGUCUCGACCCCGAGUUUGAAACACCACAGGUAAUCAAGCUUAAUCCCUGCCUAUUCCCACUUGGUGUGAAAUCUGUUAGUGGGUUUACUGUGGGCUUUUUGACUGUGUAAGAUAAGUGAAUUUAAAACCCAGGAUGGUUACCAUAAGAACAUUAAUUGAGCAUUUAAAACAACAUGAAUGUGUUUUUUUUUAUCAGCUCUUGAAAUUACUGACUGCUGAAUUAACAUUACAGAGAGGAAUAAAGCUGAAUGAAAGACA